Messenger RNA from Apaloderma vittatum (bar-tailed trogon), 693 nucleotides. Its product is annotated as myosin heavy chain, skeletal muscle-like. Gene Ontology annotation, cellular component: myosin complex. Lineage: Eukaryota; Metazoa; Chordata; Aves; Trogoniformes; Trogonidae. The record is from RefSeq and is a predicted model, not a curated record.
GUCAAGAAGCAGAUUGAGCAGGAGAAAACUGAAAUCCAGGCCUCCCUGGAGGAAGCUGUGGCCUCCCUCGAACAUGAAGAGGGGAAGAUCCUGCGCCUCCAACUUGAGCUCAACCAGGUGAAGUCAGAGAUUGACAGGAAGAUAGCAGAGAAAGAUGAGGAGAUCGACCAGAUGAAGAGAAACCACCUCAGGAUUGUGGAGUCCAUGCAGAGCACCCUGGACGCGGAGAUCGGGAGCAGGAACGAAGCCCUGCGGCUGAAGAAGAAGAUGGAGGGAGACCUGAAUGAAAUGGAGAUCCAGCUGAGCCAUGCCAACCGCCAGGCUGCUGAGGCCCAGAAGAACCUGAGGAACACACAGGCUGUGCUGAAGGAUACCCAGAUACACUUGGAUGAUGCUCUCAGGACUCAGGAGGACCUGAAGGAGCAGGUGGCCAUGGUGGAGCGCAGAGCAAACCUGCUGCAGGCUGAAAUUGAGGAGGGAGCCCGGGAGCAGACGGAGCGCUCUAGGAAACUGGCUGAGCAGGAGCUGCUGGAUGCCACUGAACGUGUGCAGCUACUCCAUACCCAGAACACCAGCUUGAUCAACACCAAUAAGAAGCUGGAAACAGACAUCACACAAAUUCAGAGUGAAAUGGAGGACACAAUCCAGGAAGCCCGCAAUGCUGAAGAGAAGGCCAAGAAGGCCAUCACGGAU